Molecule: messenger RNA, 1600 nt
Organism: Harmonia axyridis
Lineage: Eukaryota; Metazoa; Arthropoda; Insecta; Coleoptera; Coccinellidae
Exons: 3
Coding region: 14-1474 (486 amino acids)
Source: RefSeq, a predicted model, not a curated record
UUGAAAUUUCAACAUGGAUCAACAAGCAUUAUGCAGUAUUUGUGACACAGUUUUGAUCAAUGACACCGACACUGUUGUUUCAGUGAAAGAGAGAGGAUUAAAAAAGUUGAUUGAGAAAAGCAUUGAGAAGGAAGACAGAAAAAGCGAGUUAUGGCUCGGAAAGAUUGAAGUAAGUUUUCAUGAAAAAUGUAGGAAGUCGUAUCCUAUGUCUACCUCUUCAAUUAAGAGAAAAUCAAAAUUAUCUACUGAUCCAUCUUCAUCACAUUUUACAUCAUCUGUAGUUGGACCAAGUAUACUACCAGUGUCAACUUCAACAAAUUUGAAUUUUGAUUUUGUAAAUCUAUGUUUUUUUUGUAAAAUGUCAUUGGAUCGCAAACAUAAACGGGUCCAUUUGAUAGCUAAUAAGUACACACAAGACCAGAUACUGGAUAUUGCCAGGAGGCAAAAUGAUGAGUUUAGUACUGAAUUGAUUAAACGCAUUAAAGACAUCAACCUAGUUGACUGUAAAGCUAGUUAUCAUCAUAAAUGCUACGUGAAUUUUAAUAAGCUCGUGAAGGAACCAAAAAUCUCUACCCUUAAAGAACAAACAGCUAGGAUUUUUAAUCAAAUUUGCAAACACAUUGAAGAAAGCUGUCAGUAUACAUUUAGUUUGCGGGAACUAAAAGAUAUCAUGGGAGAUGAUCCCUUGAGUAACUUUGUUUUAUUUCGAAUGUUGAAAGAAAAAUAUAAAGAUGAUAUCUUCAUAUCUCAUCAUCGAGGUAAGGAACCAAUGAUCUAUUAUAAAACAUUCGAUAUUUCUAAUGUGAUGAUACCUAUCAUGUCAAACGCGGAACCAGCACCAAAGGAGUUAAUAGAUAAAGUUUCUUGUAGCUGUAAAACGAAUUGUUUAUCAGCUCGAUGUGGUUGCAAAAAAAGUGGUUUAAAAUGCAAUAAAUUUUGUAAAAGUUGCCAAGGCCAAAGCUGUGAUAACGCUUCUGAAAGAUCGUUUAAUCUUGAGGAUGAUGAAAAUGAAGAUAAAGAAGAUGAAGAAAGAGAUGAUAGUGAUGAUGAAAAUGAUGAUGAUGGAAAUGUUUAUGAGGAUGAAAAUGAUGGUGAAGAAGAAACUACUGUCAAAGACGGAGAACAAGAAAAUGAAGCUAUAUGUACAGGACGUAAAACUUUUAAAAACACUCGUUCAAAAGUAUCCACACAAAAGAUUUUUUGUGGUUGUAGAACCAAUUGUGCAUCAGCAAGAUGUAGUUGUAGAAAAAGUUCUCUCAAAUGUAAUGAAUUAUGCAAGUUUUGUCAUGGUGAUACAUGCAAUAACAGUAUAAAUGCAGGCGUUGAUACCAAUGAAGAUAGUGAAUAUGAGACACAUACAAAAGCUAACGAUAAAGACGAAGAAACACCUACUGAAGAAGAAAACGAAGGAAGCUCAACUGUUAGAGACAGCAGUCCACUUGAUGAAAUUUAUAUUAACUUUGAAAAAUUUUAAUAUAAUUUUUGGAAUUGCAAAAUCUAUAUUUUUUUAUUUAUUAUAUAAUUAGAGAAUCAAUUACUCUUAGGAAGUUUCUUCAAAUUUUUUUAAUUGUAAUACAAUUUUGUAAUCUAUUAAAAAAAA